UUGAGCGGUGAGAGAGGACAAGCUGCUUUAAUUUAGCGAAGAGGAGAAGGUUGCACUGGUGAGAGCCAGCCCGCCAGCGAUGGCUUCUCUCAGGCAGGAGCACCUCUACGGGCUGUCGUGUGGAAAGAACAGUAAAAACAGCUCCAACAGGACACUUUACCACGUCAAGCUCACCGACACCGCUAUUCGGGCUCUGGAGGCUUACCAGAACCUCAAGGCUAAUUUACCAAGUGAGCCGUUGAUCAGUUUCAAAGGUAGCCAAGGGUACAUCAAGCUGCCAGCUCCUACGGCAGAGUCACCCAAUGCUCUUCGUGUCUUCUCCUUCUACCUAUCCAGCGACUGCAAAGACCAACCACAGGCCAGCUUUGAUUGCAUUCAUCAAUAUGUUUCAAGCGACGGCCGUGAGCAACUGGAAGGGCAAGGUGUCAUCCAGGACAAGAUCACUGUGUGCGCCACCGAGGACUCCUACCAAAUGACCCGCGAGAGGAUGUCUCAAGUGGAGAAGGACAGUUGGAGCCGCUCUGCCAUCGAGAUCAAACCGGGAGCCUCACAUCCCAGCAAAAGCGUCAAGUUCCAAAAGAGGCCACCUCUUUUACCUGCAUCAGACGGCGGCUUCUGCAAGCCCCCCAUAACGAGCCGGUGGAGCGGCAGCAUGGCCUCGGUCAACCAGAAAUCCCUCAGGGAGCGCAUCAUUCACCUGCUGGCUCUCAAGUCCUACAGGAAGCCAGAACUACUGCUGUGGCUGGAGAGGGAACGGGUCGCGCCCAAGGACAAGGCAGAGCUUGGAGCCAUACUGGACGAGGUAGCAAAGGUGAAUCCCAAAGACAGCAGCUACCUAUUGAGAGACGACUUAUACAAGCAUGUGCGAAGGGACUGGCCCAGCUACAACGAGGAGGAGCAGAAACUGGUCAGCAGGUUGUUGCCAAGGAAAUUACAGUCCCAUGUCAACGGCCAAUCAAAGAAUCCUCAAACCAAUGGAUCAAUACUGAGGAUGUCGGAGGAUAGAACACUACAUCACAGCAUCGCAAGGAACCCAGUAGCAAAACGCCCCAUGUCUUCUGAUUCACUACAAGCUUUGGCCGCAAAGCGACAAAAACAAAGCGAACACCGGAUGCAACAGCAGCCGUCUACCAAUGGACUCUUUGACAAUAAGAGCACACACGUCAGUGCACCUCCAUGUCUCCACUCUCUCAAGACUGAUUUCCCAGGAACUCAUAACACCACGGGGAGCAUUGAUGGGUCACCAGGAGGGCAACACGGCUCUCCUCUAACGCACAAAAUGUCGAGUGCCUCUGAUGUGUCUAACCAGCACGGAACUAAAGCGAAGAACGACACUCCUCCUCAGGUUGAGUUGGACAGCGCUCAGCAGCAACAAAGGAAGAGGAAAUCCAAAAAGCACAAAGAACGGGAAAGGUUAAAAGAAAAGCAGGACAGAGGAUGGUCGGAGAACAGUCCUGAUCCCAAGCAGACCCAGGACAAACUUGGGAAUUGUGACAUCACAAAUGACAUGGACUCAGAGGAGAAGCCCGAUUAUGCGCUCACGUACAUCAGGGUCACAAGCCCAGAGCAACGUCAGCGGUACCAGGAGGAUUUCAGCGCGGAGUAUGAUGAAUACAAAGACCUCCACACGCGAAUCGCCACCAUAACUCACAUGUUUGUUCAGCUUGGAGCCAAAAUCAAGAGCAUGUCACCCGGUACUAAAGAACACAAGGUAAUGGAAGAUCAAAUAUUAGAAAAAUACAACAAGUAUCGAAAGAAGUUUCCAGGCUACCAGGAAGAGAAGAAGCGCUGUGAAUAUCUCCACCACAAACUGUCCUUCAUCAAGCAGCUCAUCGUGGACUAUGAUGUCUCUCGGGCAUCCUCGUAGCAAUGGUUGUCCCUUCCAUGUAACCGGGAAGACGUCAAAACAUCCAUGGACAAUAUGCCCUUCAAGAUGCUAUCAAUGAGGCAUCAAGAAGGGAUUGCACAAAUAGUCUUAAAUCUAAAGCUGAUUUUUUUAUAUUUGUUUUGAGGUUGAUUUGCAAAGUGAGAAAGACAGACAUUGAACAGCAUCAAUUUCUAUAAUUACAAGACCUUUUUUUGUCUUCUUUUAAAUGCACAUGAGUUGCCUACUUUGUAACGCUGCAAGAAAGCCUUCUGGUCUGCUGCUUAGCUAGUGCCUCUUUUUCUCUGCUGUAGCAUUGACUCUUUUUUUGGGGGGGAUUUUAUCUUUUAACCAAAGUUUUAUUUUUAUUUUUUUGUACAGCAUGCAGGAUCAUAUUUAUGUAUUUGUAUGCACCCUCCAUCUAUCUGAUUGCAGCUGACUGACAUUCAUCUGCUUGAAGCUGCACCCCCACAAAUGCACUUGUUGUUUAAAGUAUUUAUCGAGCUCAACCUUUAAAUUUUGGCUUAAAAUGGUUGGCAGAUGAUCAUUGGCGUCCUUCCUUCUAGUGAUGUGACACAAAGUGUUUUUCCAGGAACUGCUGAUGUAUUUACUGUAUUUUAAGGCAGUCUUCUUCCGUCCUCUGAUGUGGAACUUUUGUAGAUUAAAGCACGGGGUCACAUGACAUUAUCUUAUCCAAACACUAGGAGAAGAAUAACCUUUAGCCUUAUGUAACUCACUUUUCCACUGCCUAUAAAAGCUGGCAUUUUUUCACCUUUUUUCCAGGUCAUCGUUUUGUAGAAACAGCACUGACACACAAUCAGUCUGGCAAUUUUCUGCCUGUGGGGGUAUUAUCGAGCCAGAGCAGAAAGGACAGCGUCUGUGUGUAAGGGAAUUCCUCAAUAUUGGCCCUGUUGUGUUCAAAAGAAAAUGUCGGUGUACACCAGGUGCUGGCACUGGUGUCUACGUGAUUGUGUGACAUGAUGUCACUGUGUGAAAGCACACACGGUUGUGACAAUGUUCCACUUCGUUGGGUUCUGUGUGAAAGGUGAGAAUAAAUGCCAGGAUCCUGUUUUUACUCUGAUUUUCUCUUAGUUUUGCAGAAUCUGUGUGAAAGAGACAUCCUUUUUCGUGUCACUGUUCUGUAUAAUAGGCACUGAAGAAAGGCACAAAGCAGACACUGCAAUUUUCCACCAUCAGUGGGGGUAUCAUAGGCGGGACCUGUCUGUAAGGGUAUUCCACAUGCUUUCUGUCUGACAGGUGUUUUUUAUAGGCCGCAACUCUACACUUUGACAAAGUGACAAAGCAUCCUGUGUGAGGGUAUGAUGUAUACCUGUACAUACAGGUACUGUCAGACAACGAAAAUAGCUACAACAGCACGGGCGAAGUGAAUGUCAUCGUGUUCAUGCUCAAACCCUUGACACUACCUCCGAAGGUGGAAAAUUGGACUUUGUUGGCCCAGUUCAUGUUGUUACCUGUUAUACAGUAAAGCAACAUGAAAAAAUACCAGCUUUUAAAGGGUUUGUUGUGUAAAAGUUUGUUAAAUGUCACAUCAGGUCACACAUGAGAGGUUGUUUUCUCGUUCACAUUUAAAGAGAAUUCCAGAAUGAAACAUUUGACUUUAAAUGGUACUGUGUUUGGCACUCUUUUCUAUACUGUCAUGUGUUUGAGUCCAGUAGGGACAAAAGGGGGUUUGCAGUGAAUCAGAUAGAGAUGGUUGGUUCAAGGAAUAAUGAAGCCAUAUUGGUUAAAUUAAUAAAAGCAUAUGCGUUUGCUCCCCAUGUUGCAGUACUUUUUGUGUUUUUUAUUUCCUCCAUUGUCUUCCAGUAGUUAAUCAGAAACCUUGUGAAAUGUUCUGUCUUCUUGCACUCAAUUUGAUCACAUAAGGUAAAAGGGCCAAACACCAAUCUGUCAUUGCUUUCUCAUGAAUGAACUGAUAGAAUUUACAUGUUUUAUUCCUGAAAAUUGGCUAUAUUUGUAAUGUGUACCUGUAUGUGCCCUAUGGGCACAUUUAUUAAUUUAAAAUUACAUGAAAAAUAACUUUUUUUUCAAACGCACAUCUAGCUUUUAUUAAAGAAUCACCUGAUAAAUUAUUUCAUUGAUCAUUGGAAGUGUUAUUGUCACUGUACUGGACUGUGAGGAAAAGCAUUCAACGAAAUUCAUUUAUAUUAUAUAUGACAUGUAUACACAGCUGUCUUUUGAAUAUGUGCACCCUUCAAAAGAAUAAAACAUGA
Dunckerocampus dactyliophorus (ringed pipefish) is the source of this 4095-nucleotide messenger RNA. RefSeq names its product RNA polymerase II elongation factor ELL2-like. NCBI's taxonomy places the organism in Eukaryota, Metazoa, Chordata, Actinopteri, Syngnathiformes, Syngnathidae. Gene Ontology annotation, cellular component: transcription elongation factor complex. Bases 80 to 1867 code for a protein of 595 amino acids. The transcript has 12 exons. The record is from RefSeq and is a predicted model, not a curated record. Gene Ontology annotation, biological process: snRNA transcription by RNA polymerase II; transcription elongation by RNA polymerase II; positive regulation of transcription elongation by RNA polymerase II. Gene Ontology annotation, molecular function: cis-regulatory region sequence-specific DNA binding.